AUAGUAAAUUAAACAGCCUUCGUAAAGGGUCUGCAAAGUUUGUGGAAAAACAGCUUCUCAUUUUUCUUUUCUUUUUUCAAUUAAGCUUUGUCGUUAUCUGGGUUGUUAUGCUUUCUCCAAUGCGAAAAAGCUUUAAUAAUAAUUUUUUCUACCUUUAGUUGAGUUGCUUUAUCCUUUUUUAUAUAAUACAUUUUUAAUCUCAUGAUGACUGUUCCUGAUUCUCGCCGUCUCAUCUCUGCUUCUUCCGUUCAUUACCUAAUCUUAUCUUGUUCUGAAUUGAAUCCCUCAAUUUGAUCUUAAGAAAUCAACAUGCAUAUAUAUUUUAAUUUGUGUUUUGAGAUUACUACAGGGAUUUUUUGAAGAUGGCCAAGGAGAACAGUGGAUCAACGAAGCCUAAUCAACUGGAAUCAAAGAAAAAGCGUCUGAGUUGGAUAUUAGGUGUUAGUGGGUUGUGCAUAUUGUUUUAUGUUCUGGGAGCUUGGCAGACAACUACUAGUACUAAUCCUCUCGUCAAUCAAUCAGAUGCGUAUACUAAAGCUAGUUGUAAUAAUAACGGGACCGAAAAUAACAACCCCCUACUAAAUCCACAACCAUUGCCAUCAACAUCAUCAGGUGUUUUGGAUUUUGAUAGUCAUCAUCAAAUUGAAAUAAAUAAUUCAGAUUCAGUGCAAAACUUUCCAGCUUGUGAGAUGAAGUAUAGUGAAUAUACUCCCUGCCAAGAUCCAGUGAGGGGUAGGAAAUUUGAUAGAAAAAUGAUGAAAUACAGGGAGCGCCAUUGUCCUAAAACCGAUGAGCUUCUUCACUGCUUAAUACCUGCUCCACCUAAAUAUAAAAACCCUUUUAAAUGGCCACAGAGCCGCGACUAUGCCUGGUAUGACAAUAUCCCCCAUAAAGAGCUCAGUAUAGAGAAGGCUGUUCAGAACUGGAUUCAAGCAGAAGGUGACCGCUUCCGAUUCCCUGGUGGCGGCACUAUGUUCCCCCAUGGAGCUGAUGCAUACAUCGAUGAUAUUGCUGAGCUUAUUCCUCUUAAAAGUGGAACCAUUAGAACUGCAAUUGAUACGGGCUGCGGUGUUGCAAGUUGGGGUGCAUAUCUUUUGAAGAGGGACAUCCUGGCAAUGUCUUUUGCACCCAGGGAUACACAUGAAGCACAAGUUCAAUUUGCACUUGAACGAGGAGUCCCUGCUAUGAUUGGCAUUAUGGCUUCUCAGCGGCUUCCUUACCCAGCUAGGGCUUUUGAUAUGGCUCACUGUUCCCGCUGCUUGAUACCUUGGCAUCAAUACGACGGUUUAUAUCUACUUGAAAUAGAUAGAGUUUUAAGACCUGGUGGUUAUUGGGUUCUCUCGGGUCCUCCUAUUCGGUGGAAGAAAUACUGGAGAGGUUGGGAAAGAAGUAAACAAGAUUUGAAUGCUGAACAAAAUGCUAUUGAGACUGUUGCCAAGCGGCUCUGCUGGAAGAAAGUUAUUGAAAAGGAUGAUCUAGCAAUUUGGCAGAAGCCUAUCAACCACAUUGAGUGUGUUAAAAGUAGGAAGGUCUAUAAAACACCACAUAUAUGCAAGUCAGAAAAUCCAGACACUGCUUGGUACAGAGAUAUGGAAAGUUGCAUUACCCCGCUGCCAGAAGUUAGCAACCCAGAUGAAGUUGCUGGUGGUUCAUUGGAGAAAUGGCCAGAGCGAGCAUUUGCUGUUCCUCCUAGAAUCAGCAGAGGGACAAUACCAGGUAUAAAUGAAGAAAAGUUCCAAGCGGAUAAUGAACUAUGGAAGGAAAGGGUGAGACGUUAUAAAAGCAUAAAUGGUUUAUUACCCAAAGGAAGAUACCGGAAUGUAAUGGACAUGAAUGCAUAUAUUGGGGGAUUUGCUGCAGCUCUGUUAAAGUAUCCAUUGUGGGUGAUGAAUGUGGUUCCUGUGAAUUCAAAUCAAGAUACCCUAGGCAUUAUAUAUGAACGGGGUCUCAUUGGUACAUAUCAAGAUUGGUGUGAGGCUUUUUCAACGUAUCCAAGAACAUAUGAUCUAAUCCAUGCUAGUGGUGUGUUCAGUAUAUACCAGGACAGGUGUGACAUUACCUACAUUCUGUUGGAGAUGGAUAGAAUUCUGAGGCCAGAAGGAACAGUUAUAUUCAGGGAUACAGUAGAGUUGCUUGUGAAGAUAAAGAGUAUAACAGAAGGAAUGAGAUGGAAGAGCCAGAUAAUGGACCAUGAGAAUGGACCGUUUAAUCCAGAGAAAGUCCUUUUUGCAGUCAAAACCUAUUGGACUGGUGAAGCUACACAAAAACAACACUAGUGCAGAGUUGUAUGUAGUUUUAUUUGUUUAUGUCCUUUAUGCACGCAGCUGUUUUUGUUUUCAAAUGUGAAAUAGGUAGGUUUGCUCAUCAUUAUCUCGUGAUCAUAUUUACGUAGUAGGACUGGAAACAUGCUCAUUAAUUCAAGAAAAUGUUGAGAGAGAAUGAAGUUGUUAAUUAGAUGGGUAGUGGUGGAGCUGUGAAGGAGAUGGAUCUCUUUCAUUCAUACGAGGCCAAAUUUUCAAGCGCUAGCUACCCAGAAGCAGCCUCUAUUUUGUUAUCGGUUGUUGGUUGUUGAUGAUGAAAUAUUGUUAGCUUGUAACUGCAAUGUAAAAUACCGCAAAGCCAUUAAUUUAGUGUUUUUAUUUUGGGAAA
Messenger RNA from Pistacia vera, 2649 nucleotides. RefSeq names its product probable methyltransferase PMT18. The coding region runs from base 363 to 2276 and encodes 637 amino acids. Gene Ontology annotation, cellular component: cytoplasm; endosome; trans-Golgi network. Gene Ontology annotation, molecular function: methyltransferase activity. The transcript is spliced from 5 exons. Lineage: Eukaryota; Viridiplantae; Streptophyta; Magnoliopsida; Sapindales; Anacardiaceae. The record is from RefSeq and is a predicted model, not a curated record.